This is a messenger RNA of Amphimedon queenslandica, 598 nucleotides long. RefSeq lists its product as uncharacterized. Lineage: Eukaryota; Metazoa; Porifera; Demospongiae; Haplosclerida; Niphatidae. The record is from RefSeq and is a predicted model, not a curated record. Bases 4 to 483 code for a protein of 159 amino acids. The transcript is spliced from 3 exons.
AAAAUGGCGUCCAAUUCACAACCAUCUUUCUCCAUGAGAGCUGUAAUAUUCGGAAUAAAGAAAACGUUUCCACGAGUCUCAGGAAUAGUGAAUACAGAGCUUAUUGGUAAUGACAAGGAAAGGAUUCUUUAUUUAGAUUCAAGGCCAAUAGAGGAAUAUUCAGUGAGUCAUAUCCCUGGGAGUAAACAAGUGGAUCAUGAAGCAGAGGAACCAUGGAAAGACAUCGAUUUUAAGAACACUGAUAAAAUUGUCUGCUAUUGUUCUGUUGGAUAUCGUUCAUCAGUUCUUGCUAAUAAACUAAUCUCACACUUCAGGAGAGAAGGCCUUGACAUCCCAGUCUUUAAUCUAGAGGGAGGAGUGUUCCAAUGGGCAAUGGACGGGGGCCCCCUUGAGGGAGAAAACCCACAUAAAGUUCACCAAUAUUCAUCGGUGUGGGGUAGACUACUACCAGAAAAUAUGAGAUACACUGAUGCUAAGCUAUAAUUUUUUAUUUUUUAUUUUUAUAUACAUAUUUACAUUUUAAAAUUUAAAAAUUACUAUCACAGCAUCUUUUCAGGUGCAGUAUUGUUUGUGAGUGUUAUUUUCUCUAUGACUGAAA